UUUGGUAGGCGCGGCGUCGCCGAGGACAUCCGCUACAUGCUCGCCAUGGCCAAGGUGCCCUACGAGGACAAGCGCUUCUCCUUUUCCUUCGGCGUGCCCGGCGACUUUAGCACGAUCAAGCGCCCGGAGCGCGUCGGCCGCGUGCCCAUCCUCGAGGUGGACGGCGUGAAGGUCGGCCAGUCCAAGGCCAUAGCGCGCUACGUCGCCUCCAAGUACGGCUUCGCGGGCGCGAGCGCCAUCGAGGCCUUCAAGAUCGACUGCCUCUGCGAGCACGUCGUCGACAUCAAGGCCACGUACCAGAAGGUCAAGGGCGACGGCGACGAGGCCAAGGCCAAGUACUUUGGGGAGACGCUCCCCGGGGAGCUCGCCAAAGUCGAGAAGAGCCUCGGCGACGCGAAGGGCCCCUGGCUCGUCGGCUGCAAGCCGAGCCGCGCGGACGUCGUCUUCAUGGUCUUCCUGACGGAGUUCUUCGACAACGUCGAGGGCGCCAAGGCCGCGACGCCGCCGAAGAUCCAGGCCGCGAUCGACGCGGUCUCCGCGCUCGACGCGGUCAAGGGCUGGAAGGAGUCCCGCCCGCAGACGCCCUUCUGA
Molecule: messenger RNA, 591 nt
Organism: Aureococcus anophagefferens
Lineage: Eukaryota; Pelagophyceae; Pelagomonadales; Pelagomonadaceae
Exons: 2
Biological process (GO): glutathione metabolic process
Molecular function (GO): glutathione transferase activity
Source: RefSeq, a predicted model, not a curated record